AUGUCAGAAUCUCCAUUAUCAAACACCCUUCUCUUCGAACCCAUCAAAGUCGGACACGCCACCUUAUCCAACAGAAUAGUCUACUGUCCCACCACCAGAUUCAGAGCCGCCAGUGAACAUCCCCAUGUCCCUAAUGCACCACGUCAUAUUCCCCUGGACUUAAUGCAAGACUAUUAUGUCGACCGAGCCCAAUAUCCAGGAACAUUAUUAGUCACUGAAGCCACGUUGAUCUCAGAUCGUGCUGGUGGAUAUGAUGGAUGUCCCAAAAUCUCCACGGCUGAGGAAGUACGUGGAUGGAAGAAGAUUGUGGAUAGUGUGCAUGAACGUGGAUCAUUAUUGAGUUGUCAGUUAUGGUUUUUGGGUAGGGUUGGGUUUCCGCACAUUUUAAAGAGUCGUGGAUUGGAUUUAUUAGCCCCAUCGGCGAUUUAUGAAGAUGAUAUCAAGAGAAAAAUGGCCGAAAAGGCGGGGAUGAAGUUGAGAGCGGUUACCGAGGAAGAGAUUAAGGAUAUUAUAUAUCAUGAUUAUACUAUUGCUGCUAAGAAUGCCAUGGAGGCCGGGUUUGAUUAUAUUGAAUUACAUGGAGCUCAUGGAUAUUUCAUUGAUCAAUUCUUGCAUGAAUGUUCAAAUCAAAGAACUGAUAAAUAUGGAGGUAGUAUUGAGAAUAGAUGUCGGUUUGUUUUGGAAUUGAUUGAUCAUUUGAUUGAGGUUGUUGGUGCUGAUAGAUUGGCGAUUAGACUUUCUCCAUGGGCGGAAGUUCAAGGGAUUGAGGAAGAUGGGAAUCCGAUUCCGACUUUUUCAUAUUUGUUGGAUCAAUUACAAAGAAGGGCUAAUCUGGGGAAGGAAUUGGCAUAUGUUUCAGUAGUUGAACCUAGGGUGCAAGGAACUGUUACGGCCGAUAUUAAUUCGAUGAAGGGGGAUAAUAAGUUUGUUGAACAGGUUUGGAAGGGGACUAUUUUAAGAGCUGGGAAUUAUACUUACGAUGCUCCUGAAUUUAAAUCUAUUAGAGAAGAUGUUGCUAAUGGAAGAACAUUGGUUGGAUUUUCGAGAUUUUUUACUUCAAAUCCUGAUUUUGUUUAUAAGUUGAAGAAUAAUCCAAAAUCUUUGGUUCGUUAUGAUAGAAAAACUUUCUAUGAGGCUCAUAAUUGGGGAUACAAUACUUACGUUAAUCAUGGCGAGGAUAAUACGUUUGAAGAACAUGUUGAAAAGAAGAGAUAUCCAAAGAUCAUUACCAAUAGAGACGCAGCUAACUUAUAA
Messenger RNA from Hemisphaericaspora subhashii, 1254 nucleotides. RefSeq lists its product as uncharacterized. The coding region runs from base 1 to 1254 and encodes 417 amino acids. NCBI's taxonomy places the organism in Eukaryota, Fungi, Ascomycota, Pichiomycetes, Serinales, Debaryomycetaceae. The transcript has a single exon. Gene Ontology annotation, molecular function: FMN binding; NADPH dehydrogenase activity. The record is from RefSeq and is a predicted model, not a curated record.